AUGGCCAGCGACAAGGUCCCGACGCUGCACUCCUUGGAAAAGCCAGAGGACCUCAAGCAGCUCAUGCGCCAGGACCGCGGCGAGGACUGCUUGAGCUGCAAAAUCGUCGGUAGCGGUGCAUUCUUCGGUUUGGCCGCGUACAGCUACAUCUCUGGCAUGUCGCAGCUCGAGAAACAGCGCGCCGUCAUCCUGCAGAAAAACUCCAUGUUCGGCAUGCGGAGCCGCAGGCUGGGCAUCGCGGGCAUCUCGCUCGGCCUGGCGUAUAUGGGGAUGUGGAGGGCGUUUCGGUGA
This is a messenger RNA of Purpureocillium takamizusanense, 291 nucleotides long. RefSeq lists its product as uncharacterized. Bases 1 to 291 code for a protein of 96 amino acids. The transcript is spliced from 2 exons. NCBI's taxonomy places the organism in Eukaryota, Fungi, Ascomycota, Sordariomycetes, Hypocreales, Ophiocordycipitaceae. The record is from RefSeq and is a predicted model, not a curated record.